UUAGUUAAAAAAACAUAAAUUUGUAAUAGAACCCAAAAACAACUAUUUAUAUUUUUCUGAAAAUAAAAUUAAAAUGUACUCCCUCCGGUUCUGAAAGAUCUUUACACUCUGUCUUCACAAAUAUUAAGGAGUUUGACACUGUUUGACACGGUUUGGCACUGUUUUGUGUAGAUUUGUAAGGCAAAUAAGAAGUGUAAAGAUCUUUCUGGUACUUCAAAAAAUGGAAAGUGUAAAGAUCUUUCAGAACAUGAGGGAGUAAUUUUUUAUGUUUGAAUAAAUGUUUCAGACUGAGCCAAAGCAAGACUGAGUAUAUGGAGUGCAAGUUUGGUGGAGGUAGAAGUAGUAGCAACAGUGGGAUUACUCUUGAUGGUAAGGAGAUAUCGGUGUGUGAUAUGUUCCGUUAUUUGGGCUCCAUAAUUCAAAAGGAUGGUGAAUUAGAUGAAGAUGUAUGCCAUAGAAUUAGAGUUGGGUGGAUGAAAUGGAAGAGUGCAUCGGGAUUUCUAUGUGAUCGGGGUAUGCCGACUAGACUGAAAGGUAAAUUUUAUCGAACAUCAAUUAGGCCCGCAUUAAUGUAUGAGGUAGAGUGUUGGAUGGUGAAACAAUGUCACAUACAAAAGAUGAGUGUGGCAGAGAUGCGUAUGUUGCGUUGGAUAUGCGGACAUACCAGAAAAGACCGCUUGACAAAUGGGAUAAUCAGACAAAAGGUUGGAGUAGCACAUAUAUAGAAGAUAAGAUGCAGGAGUCUCAUUUGCGGUGGUUUGGACAUGUGCGUAGAAGAUCGAGUGAUGCACCUAUUAGACGACUUGAGAGGUGGGGAGAAGAGGCAGGGAAGAGAGGGAUGGAAGACCCAAACAAGCUUGGAUUAGAGGAAUCAUAACUGAUAUGCGUCUUCUUGGGUUGGACGAGAGUAUGGCUUCGGAGAGAGCAAAGCGGAAGGUGCACAUCCGUGUGGACAACUGAUGUCUUUUCUACCUUUCCUCUCUCUUUUCUUUUAUUGUUUAUCUUGUUUAUCUUUUUAUAUUCCGCUAUGAUUGUCCCAUUUUACCUUAUCAUUCCGUCCCACUAAGAUUGUCUCAUACCAAUUUUGGUAAAAUUUGUGUGGCUCUAAAUCAUUCUUACUUUAUCAAUUCAAUAUCAACCACAUAAACCACAUUUUAUUAAUUUGCGUGUCACUCCCUCUUGUCCCAUUGUUAGCAGGACGGAGGGAGUAUUAUUUUUAUUUGCUAGCUUUUUUGUGCUUAUCUUUUUAUCUUUUAUCUUUCUGAUAUUCUUAUGUUAUUGUUAUCUUAUAUUUAUUUAUCUUUAUUUUAUCUGUUUUAUCUUACUUCUUUUUUUUCUUCUUCCCUUUUUGUCUGUCUUCUCUGUUUGACAUCGAUAUCAUAGAUCGAUUCAUGUUAGUCAUCC
Molecule: messenger RNA, 1404 nt
Organism: Cuscuta europaea
Lineage: Eukaryota; Viridiplantae; Streptophyta; Magnoliopsida; Solanales; Convolvulaceae
Source: the annotation of a GenBank genome assembly